Aplysia californica (California sea hare) is the source of this 3953-nucleotide messenger RNA. RefSeq lists its product as uncharacterized. Lineage: Eukaryota; Metazoa; Mollusca; Gastropoda; Aplysiida; Aplysiidae. The coding region runs from base 440 to 3229 and encodes 929 amino acids. The transcript is spliced from 10 exons. Gene Ontology annotation, molecular function: protein binding. The record is from RefSeq and is a predicted model, not a curated record.
AACGUUAUAAUGUAUGUAUAUAAACCUGUCUCUGCAAGUAGCUUUUUCUGAUUGAGGACAUAAAUUGCGCACAGCAUGAACGGAAAUGUUGCUCGACCAAAACACUGGGAGCAGAUGACGGAAGUUUAUUAGAAAACCGGAUGUUACUAUGGCUUUUCCAAGGAGGAUCCUAGGAUAAAGCCUUAGCCUUAGCCUUACUUCUAUUUUGCGAACCAGUGUGUCUGGGAAUAUUCUUACAUUACAUGUUUGAGCACUGCUCUUUGAAGAUGAUUCCCUGUUUAUGACAUUGCUGGAUGUGCCAGUUAAUGUAGACUAGCUAGAUUAUCUAGAUCUAGAUCUAGAUUCUAGAUCUAAUCUAGAGACUUAUUAUUAUUCAUUUCGAAUGUCUUGGAGUUUCUGAUAAAGAGUCCGAUUUUUUAUAAGAAGUAAAUUUCAGACGAUGAUGUGGCGGUUUGGUGUGGUCUUGUUGACUUUUCUAGUUCAGGCUGUGCCUAUAUUGUCAUUAUGCUUGUUCCAGCACCUGUUCCCCACAGCCAAGCAUCAGGCCACCCUGACCAACAGCGACUACCCAGAGUUUUCCUGGGGGGUUCAAUGUUUCAUCUGGUCCUACACGGGCGCUCCGGGAACAAGGGUUAGAAUAAGCUUCAUGGAUGUGGACAUACCCUUGGGCUCUGGCAAUUGUGAGGAAGCGUCUCUCAUGUUUGGGCCAGUCGGUGACAGGAAGUACUGCGGAGACAGCCUUGUUAAGGACUUCCCAUCAGUCUACGUGACUUUGACCAGUAGCCAACAGAGGGUCUACGUUCUGUUUAACUCCACCUCUGAACAUAGCCGCUCCCGGUUCAGACUAAGGCUAGACAUUGACCCUGCUGGAGACGGUGUGGAGAGAACAAGUCCUGAGCCGCCAACAGCAAACAUGCCACAGACCUCUCCAUACUACACCCAGGCGGACAGCUCAUCACGCUUUGGCACAAACUCCUGCCAUUCUCUGCUCACAUCGACCACCGGCGAGGUUAGGAGCAGCAGGGUUCUGACCUCGCUUUUGCUCAGCAGAGGUCAGUGCUCCUGGCUGCUUCGCACCCCACACUCCCCAGGCACCGUUGUUCACUACCGCCUCAACUUCCAGUACUGCCAUCUGUACAGGAACGACAAGCUCAGUGUGUACAAGGGCGAGGAGCCAACUGGCCACCCCUUUGCCACCUACGACGGGUACGGUCAGUGCCCGUUCUUUUCCGUCAUCAAGGCGGAGAGUGUGCUCAUCACGUACAAGCCCGAUGAGCGCUGGGUCAGGACCAUGGGACCCGCCAACUUCACCAUAUCCUACGUGGCUAGUGGGCCUGACACAGAUGACAAUUUGAUGAGCACCCCAGAGCCAGUGAUAACUUGGACGACGGUGCGAGAGGAGACAGGUCAGGACCACAGGAAGACCUGUAACUUCCUCAUUACGGCCAGCAUGGGUGUGGUCAACACCAGCACAGAUCUGACCUUCCCUUUGCUGGCUAGUGGUCAGUGCUCCUGGCUGCUUCACACACCCCACUCCCCAGGGACGGUCAUCUACUACCGUCUCACCUUUAACAACUGCCACCUUUAUAGGAACGAUCAGCUCAGAGUGUACAAGGGCAAGGCACAGACCGGCUUUCCCAUGGCCACCUACGGCAAUGGUCAGUGCCCAUACCACUUGACCGUUGAGUCAGAGAAUGUGCUGAUCACCUACCAACCUCAUAACUUGGGCAGCUCUGCAGAAUUGGCCAACUUCUCCAUAUCUUUUGUCAGAGAAACAACAGUCAACUGUUUGCCCGGUCACCUGCCAUGUGGUCAAGGAGAGCGGAGGUGUUACCGCAGGGAAAAGUCCUGUGACGGUGUGUGGGACUGUCCAGUCAGGGGAGGGGACGAGAAGGGAUGUUCCAGAUGCCCCCAACACGAAUACAGCUGUAACUUGACCUUGACCUACUGCUACAGGGAGGAAGACCGCUGUAACGGCAAGGAGAAGUGCUCCAACUACAUGGACGAGAUGAACUGCACUCCCCAGCAGUGCUCCAAAGAGAAGGGCCUGUUCCUGUGCAAGAACAAACGUUGUGUUUUUGAGAAGUGGCGAUGUGACCACACCCGCGACUGUCAGGACGGCAGCGAUGAGGAGAACUGUUCCUCAGUGCCGUCGACGCGUGUGAUCGUGGCAGCGGUUGUCGGAGCUACGAUGUGCGCCCUGUUGUUGGUGAUCGUGCUGGGCUGUAUCUGCAAGAUCUUCUCGGCCCGCAUGCAUCAACUGGAGGCGGUCGCCCACACUGAGACGCCCCUCACCCGGCUACAGGCCGAGCUGUUCCGUCGUCGGGCCCCGCCCCCUCCAUACAACGAGGCCAUGGUGACCUCGCGACCCUACCACCAGGCCUGUCAGGAACUGUUGGCGCAGGGUCAGAUGGGGGCUGAAGGUCACGAGGCCACGGCGCAGACACAGGACAGGGGAGAUCAGCGAAGGGGCCGGAGACACAGGAACAGACGCUGCAGCGGACGUCAUCGCCGCACCGGGGGGCAGUCGGCGGGUGUGUCUGGAGAGCUUACUCACCAAGGAGAGGUCAGUCCACACAGCGGUCAGCACCCCAGUGCAGCGGGGGAGGCUGGCGACUUGAAUGUCCCACCCCCCUACAGCGUCCUUGACCCCUGCGCCAACAACCCCUGGCCUUACCUUGACUGCUCCAGCUCCACUUCGGAGGAGGACUGGCCGGAGGAAGACUCCGUCCGUCACCGUGGCGACGACGAUGAUGAUGUUCCUUUGCUGGACUUGGGGGCUGGGGACGGAUCUUCUGUGGACAUGGAGAUGACUUCUGCUGCUGUUGGGGGUGGUGUUUCGAACCCUAGCCUUUCAUUCCAUGACACGCUCAGCCGUAGCGCUCCUGCACUUGCUGACACGCACGGUGAGGCCAUACGACCGUUGUGCACGCUCUUAGAGCUGGAGGAGGAGGAGGAGAAAGAGGAAGAUACUGCCAGCAGAAGUCUGUCCAUGGACUGGGAGCCGAGCUCCCCCCCUCCCCACCACUGUGCUGACAAACUGGACGCCACCGCCACGGUCAUCUCUGAGGACUCGGACUCUGAGUGUAUCCUGGGGGCUGACCACGAGGGCGACAGGGAUGCUGCUGUAGCUCAUGAGGAGGAAGAUGAGGAUGAGGAGGAAGAGGAUGAUGGGGAUGCAGGUGUGGGUGUGGAUACAGAUUCAGACACCGCAGUUCUUAUUCCUUAGGCCCGAGCCCCUUACCCCUCGGCCUGCCACUCCUCAUUCCUCGCAAAUGGUUGGCUGAGAAAAUCUCUGCUGCAUUCCUGAAAUGUUUGUUUGUUUUGAGUGUGUAUAAGACACUUGCUUAUGGUUUUCAUGUAGUUCAACGCAACCAAAGAGCGGAGAACUGAGACGAAAUUCUCCCAUAGUGGAUAUUUGAGAAACCUCUUGGUUUACUUUGGAUUAUUUUAAUUUCUGCUGAGGAUUCAGGGGCAUGUGAGAAUUUGGGGGUGUACUUUUGACAAAAUGUGGGCGCUUAUUUACUUUUCUCAAAGUCUAAGGGCUCGGCAGUGCUUCCACUCUUACGUAUUUUUACGGUGUUGGGGGCUGAAGGUACUUUCUGUACUUGUUUUUCCAUCAUUAUCAACUCCCUCCGUAAAAAACUGUGACAGUGUAGAUCUACCGAAAUUCUGAAGCAAAAAAUCCGUGCUCGACUUCGUGCCGUCUUGUAUAAUUUACGGUAAUUGUCUCGACAAUAAAUCAGUGUUAUAGAGACCUGCCAGAUUGCGCAUUUCCUGCAACCGGCCAUUAUUCUGCUAUGCCCCAUGCGUUCAUUGCGGGUUGGUAGGCAGUACAUUUUUACCUGGAGAUUGAUCGAAAUCUGGUAAACUUUUUGUGACAAUUUCCUCCUUUCUAUCAUUCACUCAUUCUGUCUGUCUAUCUUCGGACUGUUGCUGCGGCUGGAAAAUAU